AUGCCCGGCAUGCCUCACUCAUCGCAUGCUACCGGCCUCGGCGCCCGGACCAUUAGUCCUACUGACACCCGGCGAAUGAAGCGUCUCUCGACGCAUCAGCCUCAGAGCCUAAACCACAUCGCCGAUGCACCCCCUCCGCCGCCUCUGGAGCCGCGCGAGCACUCGAGAUCGCCCUCCAUGAUCCCCCGAAAGGCUUCGGCCACUCCGUCAUCGUCGCGAACGACGCCCGAUAUCAAUAGAAAGUCGUACAGCUCCGGCCUGUCGAUUGGUUCAUCGAACAGCUUCAACACUGUCAGGACAUCGACUGGCUCGAUUCAGCCACGCAUCCCACAGUCGGGGUCUACAUCACGCCUGCCAGCACCCAAGUCAUUGACGUCUCACUCUCACGGCAACAAUGCCGGUGAGGAUGCUGAAGACGUGCCCCCGGUUCCCGCCAUCCCGAAAGCGUACGAGUCCCCCAAAGAAUCAACCGUCGACAUGUCCUUCAUGGACAAGAGAAGGGCCAAUCUGGCAGCCGAUGCCAGCAGUAUUCAUAGCAACUCUACUGGCAGCUUCUCUAUUCCCCCUGCGCUGGAGCCCAUCAACAAGGUAGGACGGAAAGCCAGCACACGAAAAUCGACGGCUGCCAUACCCGUCGAGGGAGACAAAAAGGCGAAUCCACCCGUCACCAAGAGGAAUCCCCCGGGCAUGCGCCUUCCGCCCAUCACGGUCGGCCCUCUGAAUCCUUCCACUGCCGCUAAAGUAGCAGCUCUGCAGGCGGGGCAUUCCGACAGGAAUCUGAGCCCUCCCCCCUCGCGCAUCCUCGCCAAGACGCCAUCGACGCCCAUGACGGCCUCGAAGAGCAGCUUCUUCUCGCGCAACCACAAUGACGAGAAGAUUGAUCUCCCGAACCUUCGCAGCAGUAGCACGGUGAAUCACAGCCGACUCGACAGUGCGUCCGGUGCCGAUGGAGGGAGCUCUUCCGAGUCUCUGAUGGGCAUGACCAAGAAGACGCGUCGCAAGCCUAGCAUGUCGCCGUUCUUGUCAUCGUCUGUGCCCAAGAACGACCCCGACGCUGCGUUCAUCACGAGACCAAAGACGGGCGAUAUCGGCAACCUCACUGAACCCAUUCCUGAGGCGAGCCCCCAGCGCAAACCUUCGGGCCCACGCCCGCAAAAGCCAGUCAAGGCGGCCAAGCCUAAGUCACCCGUACCAAGUUCCGACCCCGAGGAACCUCCCACACCUUCCUCCAUGAGCUCGCUCCGCCGGAAACUCAGUCUAUCGUGGAAGCGAAGUGCCUCCAAGAACGGGACCGCCCAACCUGCAGCUACGAUGGCCAAGCCGACAGAGCCAAGCGUGCGACAAGACAGCAUGCCCCCGCCGCGGAUCCCCAUCUCUGCCACUGUCGGCAACCUCGGCAGCGUCGUCAACACGUCGAGCCCCAACGUCGGAACCCCCAAGUCCACUGGCACCUACCUCGAAAGCCGGCGUCGGAAGAGCUCAGCAUCUAGCCUGCAGACUUUUGGGCACGACCGGACCAAGAGCGACAACUGGGCCCAGACUGGCACGAGCACCCCUAGGAAGGAAUCGUCCAGCGAUACGCCGAAAGAACGUACCCAACCAAUGCCUCGCAAUGCGUCGGUAAUGCAGAAGAUCCUCAGGCCCAAGGCUUCUGCCGCCACCAUGCGGGCCAACGAUCCAUGGACCGCAGAUCUCGACAAGGACGACUUGAUCGCAGAAGAGGAAAUUCGAAAGUUGGGUUCGAGGAGGAAGGAAACCGAGAUUGCCGCCCGGACGCUUGACGCACUCAAGAAGCGCGCCACGCCCAAGGAGAGGGUCGGGCCUCAUGAGGCCAUCAGGAUAGCCAUGCUGAAUCUCUAUGAGCGGGGUGAGAUAAUUGACUACAGCGAUGUUUACUUUUGCGGGACGCAGAACGCGCAGAAAGUGGUGGGCGACCUGCAGUCCGACAAGCCCAACUUUGGCUAUGACGACGAACGGGGCGAUUACACCAUUGUCCCUGGCGACCACCUCGCAUUCCGGUACGAGAUCAUUGAUGUCCUGGGCAAGGGAAGUUUCGGACAGGUCGUCAGGUGUAUUGACCACAAGACGGGUGUUCUGGUGGCCGUCAAGAUCAUCCGCAACAAGAAGAGGUUCCAUCAACAAGCUCUCGUCGAAGUUAACAUACUGCAAAAGCUUCGCGAAUGGGACCCCAAGAACAAGCACAGCAUGGUCAACUUUACCCACAGCUUCUACUUCCGAGGACACCUCUGCAUCUCCACCGAGCUCUUGGACAUGAACCUCUAUGAGUUCAUCAAGGUCAAUGCCUUCCGCGGCUUCUCUCUCAAGAUGAUCCGGCGCUUCACCAAACAGAUGCUGAGCUCUCUGGUCAUGCUGAAGCAGCACAAGGUCAUCCACUGCGACUUGAAGCCCGAGAACAUCCUCCUGCGUCACCCUCUCCACACGGAACUCAAGGUCAUCGAUUUCGGCUCCAGCUGUUUCGAAAACGAAAAGGUCUACACCUACAUCCAGUCGCGCUUCUACCGAUCCCCCGAGGUCAUUCUCGGCAUGACAUACGGCAUGCCCAUCGACAUGUGGAGCGUCGGCUGUAUUCUGGCGGAGCUGUACACUGGUGUUCCCAUCUUCCCCGGUGAGAACGAGCAAGAACAACUGGCAUGCAUCAUGGAAGUGUUUGGCCCACCAGAGAAGCACCUGAUCGAGAAGAGCACCAGGAAGAAGUUGUUCUUUGACUCCAUGGGCAAGCCUCGCCUCACGGUGUCGUCCAAGGGCCGGAGACGCCGUCCCUCGUCAAAGACGCUGCAACAAGCCAUCAAGUGCGACGACGAACCGUUCCUCGACUUUUUGACAAGGUGUCUGCGGUGGGAUCCUGACCGUCGCUUGAAACCUGAAGACGCCAUCUAUCACGAGUUCAUCACGGGCAGGAAGGCUACCGCACCGGCCCCACGGAUACCCGCGCGCGACGCCUCUCCGGCCAAGCGCCACAACACGGCAUCGGCCCCUAGGCCGCUUCCCGAGCCUCCUGGACUCGGCAUCAAAGGCGGACCGACGCUGCGGGCUCGUGAGGCCACUGGUGUCAGCCCGCACAAGCCCGUGUCAGGCCCGGUUCGCCGGACCUCUGGGGCUACAGGCGCCGUGCAUGUGGCGGCUAUCAAGCGGACGAGCACCGGCACGGGGAGCAUAUCGACUGGCGCGAGCAACCUGCCGAGGGCGGCAGGAAGGAGCGUCAGUGCCAAGCAGGAUCUCGCCUCCGCCGGAGCCGCUGCAGCCAUGACGCGAAGAUAG
Verticillium dahliae VdLs.17 is the source of this 3279-nucleotide messenger RNA. RefSeq names its product dual specificity protein kinase pom1. The transcript has 2 exons. Gene Ontology annotation, molecular function: protein serine/threonine/tyrosine kinase activity; protein serine/threonine kinase activity; ATP binding. Gene Ontology annotation, biological process: peptidyl-threonine phosphorylation; peptidyl-serine phosphorylation. NCBI's taxonomy places the organism in Eukaryota, Fungi, Ascomycota, Sordariomycetes, Glomerellales, Plectosphaerellaceae. The record is from RefSeq and is a predicted model, not a curated record. Bases 1 to 3279 code for a protein of 1092 amino acids.